Orussus abietinus is the source of this 6216-nucleotide messenger RNA. Its product is annotated as ubiquitin-protein ligase E3B. The record is from RefSeq and is a predicted model, not a curated record. NCBI's taxonomy places the organism in Eukaryota, Metazoa, Arthropoda, Insecta, Hymenoptera, Orussidae. The transcript has 16 exons. Gene Ontology annotation, biological process: ubiquitin-dependent protein catabolic process; protein polyubiquitination. Gene Ontology annotation, molecular function: protein binding; ubiquitin protein ligase activity. Bases 320 to 3535 code for a protein of 1071 amino acids.
GUAAUCAGGCCUCGAAUCGAAUUAAUAACAAUGGCCGUCGGAGUUGGCUGUCAGAGCGAUUUAUUCGCUAGUUUAAUUUGACGAUAACUGUUAGUAGGCUUAUGGCGAAUGGCAGCUAACGGCGUUCGAUCAGGGCCUAAUCUCCUUCGCCGUCGAACGAGGACAGUAAGGAGUUUCAUUUGGACAGUCCAACCUAAUGGCAGCGGGCAAUGGUCUCGUAGAACUACCGAGGCCACUGUAUUUACCAACGAAUGACCAGCUGAUAAUCUUUACAAUUAGCAUGAUUUAGUACUUAGCUGGUACUUGCACUCAUCCAAUAAUGUUUAAAGCAGAAGAAUCUUCGAAGGACAGUUUCUUGCAGCAAACCAAAGCCGCAAGGGAGGAGCGCGCCAACGAGCAACGCAGGGAAGGAGCGGUAAUACGCAUUCAAGCUAAUAUCAGGGGAUGGCUUGCUAGAAUCAAAUUCACCAAAAGUAUCUUGGAUGAAUUUGAUAACAACAUUCCCGAAGAUAGUGGCAAUAAGGGCUGCGAAUUGAAGUCAGCUUUGUAUGUGUACAGAGUGACCUCUAGAUUUUUAAUCGUUUAUAAGAAAGAAAGGGAUCAGGAGAGAUUGGAAAAGUUAUGCAGAUAUCUCGUUCGAACACUAGAAUCGGAAUCUCCCAAACUCUCAUAUGUUAGUCUUGCUCUGAACAAGGACUACUACAUCUUGUGGAUAGCGCAGAUGAAGUCUAUUCUACAUCAUUGUCUAGUAAGCCUGGAUAACCUUCGACCUGAAAGACUGGGAGAUCAUAAAUCUAUUCUUUUGAGAUUGCACACUUUGGUCAGCUUCACUUCUGCUGGAACAUGGGCAAUUCAAAGAGUGAAAGGCAUGGGAAAACUCAAAGCUGGAAUGAACCAGCUUUGUGCAAAUAUUAUGGGGCAUCUAGUCAACAAUGGGUUCUAUCCAAUCAUACAGGUGCUUUUAGUUAAAGGAUUGGGUCGAGAAACAAUUGCGUUAAAACCUGUCGCUUUAUCAGCAGCAGUAACGCUAACAGUGAGACCUCUUGUUUCUUCACAAAUGUCUGAUAAAUUAGUGUCAUUAUUUUUAAUCAAUGUAUUAAGCGUACCUGCCUUGGUUUACCAUUUAAAUCUAGUGUCCCCUGAGUGCAACUCUUUAUUCAGCGUGCACAACUUAUACGCCAGGAGCUUGGAAUUACUGAAUUCUGAACAGAACUUGAGAAUAGUAUUCAAUGCUCUUAAGGGAAGGUACGCACUAUGCUUAUUAGCCAACCUUAUCCAGUUGGCUAAUAUUGAAAAAGAUGACGUACUGAGAGACUUGUACUUUCCCUCGUUCACAUUUGUAGUAACAAAAAUGUUAGAAGCCUGCCAAGAAUAUGUCGUGGCUAGACAAAGCAAUUUGACACAUUGGCAUCCAGUACUUGGCUGGUUUGAGCAAACUGUCGAUACAUCACUCCAGGAGACGAUCCCAUAUGUCAAAAUCCAGCUGUCAUGUCUAUGGACAGGAAAGAUUGUGUCGCAAUUAAUUGGACAACCAUUAACCGAACUUGUUGAGAAAGAGAUACCGGUGCAAUCGGAACAUCAGAGCACAUCAAUGGGCACAAAUUUUUUUCGGCGUGCUUUUUUAGAAGUACGUACGAAUCGUAAUAAUAGCAACAAGAACUAUCGAAAAUUAGGAAGUCCUGAAACUACUAGAAUAGCUAUGAUUUGUUCUUUAUACCAAACUGCUUUACACACUUUGACGCACAUGAAACUGGAUAUCUUAACAGGAUUGUGCUAUCAGGACAAGAUUUUAUACCACAUGUGGUUGUUUCUAUGCACACUGGGGCCAUAUUGUGGAUUGAAGGCAUUUCUUGAUCAUCUUGCUGCAAAUACAAAGUGCACAGCCCCUGAAUUUCAAAUGUUAAUAUUAUUUUGCGACUGUAUGACGCAUUAUGUGACUAUUUUGGAUGACAUGGAGAUGUAUGAGCAACAAGAUCCAUUCCGGUUGGCGGAUUUUAUUACGAUGUCUUACUUUUUAAAUCAAUUUCUUUAUAAGGCUGUGCUUAGUAAUUUAUUCGUUCUAGAUGUUACAGACGUGAAAUCAGUGUCUAGUAAUCCACUGUUCACAUCCCUACACACUCUUUUGAUGGCGAUUUAUCGACGUGAUUGCAGAAGGUCGUUUUGUCCUGAAGGCCAUUGGUUGGCUAAAGAAGUCAAAGUAUCCGGCUUCUUGGCAGAUUUAGAAAAAGGAAGGCGAGGACCAGCUCUUCUGCUUUCCAAAAUGCCUCAUGUCAUUCCACAUUCUGAACGAGUUGUUCUCUUCAGAAAACACGUAGCCGACGAGAAAGCAGUUAUGGGUCUUACAGAAAGUGCCUGCAAUAGUCCUCCAUCUACUUUAAUCGCAGUUCACAGGUCAAGAAUAGUUGAAGAUGGAUACAGACAACUAGCAAUGUUGCCUUCUCAGGCUUUAAAAGGCGUAAUCAGAGUACGGUUCGUAAAUGAACAAGGACUAGACGAGGCUGGCAUUGACCAAGACGGAGUAUUCAAAGAGUUCCUAGAAGAGACCAUUAAAAGAGUUUUCGAUCCCUCUUUGAAUCUCUUUCGAGCUACCGGGGAGAACAGACUGUAUCCUUCUCCGACUUCGGCUAUGCAAGACAAUCAUUUGCAACUCUUUGAGUUUGUCGGUCGAAUGUUGGGUAAAGCAGUAUACGAGGGAAUUGUCGUAGAUGUUCCAUUUGCUUCCUUCUUCGUGUCUCAAUUUUCGGGACAAGGUGGUGGCGCUCUAUACAGUUGGCUCGAUGAGUUGGCUUCUCUAGACCGGGAUUUAUAUCGUAGUUUAGCCCUCGUUAAACAUUACAAGGGUGACGUCAGGCAACUAGAACUGACGUUUUCUCUAGACGAAGAUGUUCUGGGGAAAUUGGUUACCCACGAACUGAUUCCUGGUGGACGGGCAGUGCCAGUAACGAAUCAAAAUAAAAUCAACUAUAUUCACUUAAUGGCGCACUUCAGGAUGCAUACACAAAUCAAGGAUCAAACGGCAGCUUUUAUUAAAGGGUUCCGCUCUAUCAUCAAUCCUGAUUGGUUAUCACUCUUUUCAACGCCGGAGUUGCAAAGAUUAAUUUCCGGCGACAAUGUCCCUUUGGAUCUCCGAGACUUGCGGAAGCACACGCAAUAUUAUGGUGGAUUUCACGACAGCCAUCGAGUCGUGUGCUGGUUGUGGGAUAUUUUGGAGAAAGACUUUUCCGAGGACGAGCGGGGCUUAUUUCUCAAGUUUGUUACAAGCUGUUCGAAGUCUCCUCUGCUUGGCUUUGCUCACCUGGAACCUCCAUUUUCGAUAAGAUGUGUCGAGGUGGGCGAUGACGAGGAUACAGGCGAUACAAUCGGCAGUGUGAUAAGAGGAUUUUUCACAAUCCGAAAGAAAGAUCCCCAGAACAGGUUGCCGACCUCUUCGACGUGCUUUAAUCUGUUGAAAUUGCCGAAUUAUCAGAAGAAAAGCACUCUACGGGAGAAGCUGCGUUACGCCGUGACGAGUAACACAGGAUUCGAGCUCUCGUAAUUCCGACAAUACAGACCACCGCUACAUUAUGGACAACUUGUAAAAAGAAAAGAGUGACCAUUGACUUUACUUUAUGUGCAAUUUUGAGCCGGUAUAAUGUGAUCUUGUAUAGUUUACAAAAUUUACACAAAUAAUUUGAAUAUAUAUAUAUAUAUAUAUGGAAAGAUAUAUAUAUAUAUAGCGAGCGUGUUUUGUAGAAACUAUCGUAGUGUUCCCGUGGGUAUUCGACGUCGAGGUCUUUGAAAAGGACAAGUGCGAUAUUUUUAAAGCAUCGUAAAAAGGAUCUACCAUUACCCAGGUAAAAAAAGGGUCUACCGUUUAAAACUAUCCGUUGGAGAAAUGAUUCCAGUAUGUGGUUAAUUCCUUUACCCUCAACUGUUUCUGCUGAAUGUUCCUGUAUAUUCAAUUUAUUAUAUGGUCCCGUCGUUAUUCAUUUCGGUAAGUAACCAUUUCCCGUUGUGUCGACAAUUUGAAAAUGUUGAACGUAACGUCGGAAUACUUAAAACGUUUGAACUUAAUUGAACCAUACUCAUUUACCAGCGAUAUACAAGGUUCAUUAUUUCAUUAUGCUAAUCAGGGAAAGCGCACAGUUCUGAGCCUAGAGACGUUUUUAGAAAGACAGUAACAUUUUAAUUUUAAGAAAAAAAGAUCGUUAGGUUUGUAUCUCGAUGCCAGAAUCAGCGUUUGAUGAUGAAUGGUUUAAUUUUACAAGUCGUGCAUAAUUAUUUGAUUCUUAACAUUGUUGAUGAUGAUGAAGAUUCCACGAGAGAGGUGUUUAUCAACCGAAAGGUUUCCUCAGAAAUGCUUUUAAAGACUCUACAACACCAAUUGUUUAGGAGUUAUGCAUAAUGUCCUGUGUCUUAUAGUUUAGGCGUAUCUUUUUUCCGAAUUCGUGUUUAUAAUGUUAAAAGGUACGCCCUUUAAUAUUAUAUUCUUUUAAUUAGGUGCGUUGUUUUUACUUUAACACGAAUUCAGUGAUCUCUUUUUUAGUACUGAUUGGAUGAAGAAACUCGGCAGAGUUUCGCACCAAAUACAUAAAUGCAAGCGCUUGAUUGAAAUCUCGUGAAGGUUCAAAGUACAUAUCGGUAUCGUUCUUAGUUUUUGGGUAAUCAUCUUUUUAUUAACACCGGGAGGUUUGUCGUCCACCUCGGGUAUUUCCAAAGAUAUUAAUGGUCAAGUGCGUAUGAGUCGUAAGGAUUGGGACGUACAUGAUACAUUUGGUCGAUUGAUAUCACCUGCAAACGAUUUUCCGAAGAUUCGGUAUUAGACCAAAGAUGCGAAAAGGCCGAUCGGCUUAAUAAAUUAUCAACACGCGUAUAUACUUUCAUAGCUGUAGCGUAUGGAAAAUGGAACAUUGAAAAUAAUAUUUUCCUACAUGUUCAGAGUUGCGAGGCCUUGUGCCGUUGGAGUGGCAUUCACGUUUCGUCCUUAUCAUUCGACGAUACGAGAUUUGUCACGACGGAACUUGAGAAAUGUCCACUUUCACGGGAGAAAAUCGAAUCGCCCUUAUAUUUAUAAUUUGUAAUACAUUUUCAUAUAAUUACUGCGUUUUGACUUCUGAGGACCUUACGUCCCAGGAUACGUAUGAAAAAGAUAGUUCAAAGAUGGAUUCUAAGGAUACCACUAAAUGUCCACUUUCACGCGAGAAAAUCGAAUCGCCCUCAUAUUUAUAAUUUGUAAUACAUUUUCAUAUAAUUGCUGCGUUUUGACUUUUGAGGACCUUACGUCCCAGGAUACGUAAGAAAAAGAUGGUUCAAAGAUGGAUUCUAAGGAUUCCGGGGUUCUCGAAAUAUGAAGACAUCCUGGAGUUGAUAAAGUGCAAUUGAAAUCUCGAGUUGCUGGGGAAUAUUUCGAAUUUCUCACGUGCCGGAAUUAGUUUUUCACUCCAGGGAAGAUUUUGUUCGGCGGUGUUAUCGAUGCCGCUGUAACGUGGUAUAUAAUUGGCCCUUCAUCGCGUGUAAAUGGCUUUCAAUUUGUCGAAUUAAUCUCGUUACUCUAGCAGAGUAUUGGGGUUGCCGUGGCCUCGCUCGGCCAUGGCCACCCUGUUUUGGAAUCAUUGUUCGAAGCUUGUUCACAACCCCCGCUUUGUAUGAACCGAUGAACGGCCUUAGGCCAACCCUUUAUUCAGACAAAUAGAUUUUCGAGAGGAAGGGGCGAUCGUUAUCAGCUCUUUUAAGAAUUCUGACCGUAUGGCAGUAACAAUUCGGUUCCUAUUCCGUGGGACGAAAUUUUCGAACCAUUCGUGAUAAAUGAUACGAGUCCCGGAAAUGAAGUUUCUAUGUUGGAACCGUGUUUCACGAGAGCGGUAACGUAAAGAGGAAAACAAGCAAUGUGUAAUCAUCCAUUUCAAAAUAUCGUUUAAUGCUAAUAUUCAUCAGUCACGUACGAAGUACGAGGUUUUUCACUUUAUUCGUUAAGUCUAUUGAACACGAUGCAAGUGGCAUUUUACGUGUGCUGCAUCUCUUGAAAGAAAAUCAUUUCAGAAUUUGUUAAGUUUUGUGCCUAACAAUUUUCAGUAAUUUUGUUCGGCACGUAUGGUAUAUUCAUUUUCCACGAAUGGUCUGGAAUUAUGUAAAAUAUACAUUUUUUUCGGGUAACGUAACUUAUUAACACAUUCGCGACCGCUGACGUGAAUUCACGUCUUUUCAAGUUCUAUUCCUGGUUGCCGCUGACGUGAAUUC